Molecule: messenger RNA, 3347 nt
Organism: Plutella xylostella (diamondback moth)
Lineage: Eukaryota; Metazoa; Arthropoda; Insecta; Lepidoptera; Plutellidae
Source: RefSeq, a predicted model, not a curated record
UGUUAUUGUUUACUCCUCACCUGAAACCUGGAAACGAUAAUUCAGUAGGCUGUCAGCGUUGUAUCGAUAAGAGAAUCGUUCCUCGGAACUUCAGUUCCGGUGCUCGUGAAUAAAACAAACAUUGGAUCAGAAUCGAGUAUUUAAAUCAGUCAUAAUCGAGACACGAGGCGACUGCCCCGCAUGCCGCGGCACGCACUAUUCGUCAAAAAGAGGCGGGAAAAGAAAAGCGCGCGGAGAAAAAGAAAAAGAACUGUCAAAACUUUUUUCUUCUUAAAUUGAUAAAUUGUGUUCAGUGCCAGUAUUUUUUUAAUUGUAGUUUUUCACGAAUGGAAUAUUUUAGUUAGUGUUUGGAGUGUUGGUGUAAUUUGAAAAUGGAGUUGAUAGCCGUUUUGUUUUUUAUUUUGGCGGGCUGUGCGGUGCGGUGUGAUGAGUCCAGUAACUAUUACGUCAUCGAAAUGCCAGAAGAUGAGAUACAAAACGAAACAUCAUUCAGAGCGAAACCUUUUAGCGUGUAUUGGAACGUGCCAACGAUGCAAUGUCGUUCUAAAGGCAUUCCAUUCGAAAAUUUGUACGAAAAGUACGGAAUUAUUCAGAAUAAGAACGAUGAGUUUCGCGGCGAAAAGAUCGCCAUUUUGUAUGACCCGGGGUGGUUUCCCGCGCUUCUGAAGAACGAGACGAGCGGCAAGUUUAAGUUUCGCAACGGGGGCGUCCCACAGGAAGGAGAUUUGGACAAGCAUUUGGAGGUUUUCAAAAGCGUUUUGGAGCAGAGCAUUCCUGAUGAACAGUUUGAUGGGGUUGGCAUCAUAGACUUCGAGUCGUGGCGGCCUGUCUUCAGACAGAACUUCGGAGUCCUGGUGCCCUACAAGGAUACCUCGUACGAGAUCGAGCGACGCAAGCACUGGUGGUGGACUAAUGACUGGAUCAGGACUGCUGCGAAGAACAACUUCGAGUCGGCAGCGCGUGAGUUCAUGCAGGCGACCAUCACGCUAGCGCGACGCCAGCGCCCGCGCGGCCGGUGGGGGUACUACGGGUUUCCUUACUGCUUCAACGGAGCUUCGGCUCAGAGCAUGGAACAUUGUAGCAAGGGGGUUAAGGAGGAGAAUGAUCAAACCAGCUGGCUCUGGUCUUCAAGCCAGGUGCUCCUGCCCUCAGUGUACAGCUCUCAAACCCUGGAAACGUCCCAGCUUACGGCGUUCAUCCGCGGCCGGGUGACGGAGGCGGCGCGGGUGGCGCGGGGGACUCCGGUCCUGCCCUACUUCUGGUACCGGUAUAGGGAUGCCGGGUUUUUGACACAGAGAGACCUGAAUGCGGCGCUGCAAACUUUCUACAAAUCUCAAGCUAAAGGCUUCAUCAUAUGGGGUAGCUCCGGGGACGUCAACACGCCAGAAAAAUGCACAAAAUUACUAGACUAUGUCGACUCAAUACUAGGACCUGCCAUAGCCAAAUAUGCCAAAACAGGAAUGAGGGAUGAAGAAAAUACAAGUGAUAGUGAAGUAAUGAAUGAUGGGACCACAGAAGAUCCCAUCAAUAUGCAUAAUAUUACUAUAGAACCUAUAUUUGGGAGUGAUAAUACUACAGACGUAAAUGAUGAUAAGAACAGUACACCCGAUGCAGUAUCUAAGAAUCCGUUUGAAACCACCACUAGUAGUAUUCAAACACAGUCUAUUAAUCCUGAGCCGGAAUCUUUAUGGGUUCCACCUGAGAAUUAUGAACAGAACAUAAUUCAGCAUGUAGCUGAAGAGUUGGCAAAAAAAUAUGGACAUGAACAUGAUAGUCCAGUUAUUAAGACGUUUGAGGAAAGUGAUUUAUUACAGUUAAUAGUUAAAGUAGUAUUGAAUGAAACUGAACAUAAUAGGACAUCCAAACCAAUUAAUAAUGAUCACAGUGAACCAAACGUUAUGACUUCACAGGCUGAAGUUAGUACAAAAUCUGUUGCUAAUCUACUUGAAUUUACCACUCAAAAUCCCUUACCUAAUGUAGUGAAAUCAAAUCAAAAUAUUGUUAUCAACGUUACUAAAGAAAGCAGUGAUAACGCUUACAACUUUACAAGUACAACUGAUAGUUAUAUUUCAAUAGAAAAUAAAUAUUCAUUAGAAAAUGAAUACGCUGAAAAUGAAGAAAGUUCUUUAAGUACAACAGAAAGUUACGAUGAUACAAGUACAAAUACUUACUUUAAAAAUGAGGACGACGCAACAAAUUUUAAUGUGGAUUCUGAAAGUGUGACGAAUAAAAUUAAUAUUAAUACACCAACUGAAGAAGUUGUCAAGGACACUGAUGAUGUAUAUACAACUACUAGUACGGACUCUUACAGUUCUACAACAGAGACAUACGAAAAUGUUAUAGAAUAUUUUGAUAACGAAUUUUUCAUGGAUGAAGAACUUGACGUUAAUAAAAACAAUACUAGCACUACAGAAAGUACAGUCAUUACUGAAUCUCUUCCUACUACUAUAAAUGCUGAUACGCUUACUACUGACACUACUUUAAGUACUGACAAUUACAAUAAAGACAACGAAGAUAACCCUUAUGCACAAUUUGAAACAGAUGUAGAUCAGGAACCUUUUAAUGAUCUCAAAAAAGAACUCCCUUCACAUCAUCACAGACACAAUAGAAUGUAUACUCCAAUUAAAAUUGAUAUAACAGAAACAGAAACUGAAAUCACUAGUUCUAGCAAUGAUAUGACUGAGCCGUUAGUAAGUAGUAAACAAACUUAUAGUGUUGGGUCUAAAGAUAAAAAGAAAGGUUUGCCAAGAAGGGAAGAAAGUGAAAAUGAAACUACAGAUGUUAAACGAUCCGUAGAUGAUACAAUCAGUCUAAUGGGAGCAGAUUCUACUAUUGAUCAGGUUUCCAGUUCUGCGGUGAAAAUCAACAGUUUUAGCAAACACAAAUAUUUCUUUUGCAUCUUCUUCUACUUCUACUCUAUCAGCCGGUGUCUGUGUGAUGUCUACAAACAUUGUACAUAAAACUCUGUAAUUUAUGACGUAGAACGGGUGAAAUACUGUGAAAUUGAUAUUAACAUUGUGAUUUAUUUGAAAAAAAUCUUCGUAAUCUCAAGAGUACUCUAGAUUGUUUGUUCCUCCAAUAAUAUCUCCAAUUCUCUUCUGUUAAUGUACUUUGUUGUAUUCCAGAACUAACUUUUUAUAUUGUUCUAUAAGUACUUAGUCUAUACCAGUGUUGUUUAGGGAUCUCUUUAUUCUUGUUAUAAUAAUUAUGUAAAUAACUUUCAGUAUCAUUGUUAACUAACAAUUUAUCUGUGAUAUUAUGAAUUAAUCGUUUUUAUUAUUUAGAAAUAAUAAUAUUAAGACAACGUUCAGUAAUGCAAUUUAAAUACAUAACGUAUUUUAAUAAUA